Messenger RNA from Aspergillus ruber CBS 135680, 1578 nucleotides. Its product is annotated as general amidase GmdA. NCBI's taxonomy places the organism in Eukaryota, Fungi, Ascomycota, Eurotiomycetes, Eurotiales, Aspergillaceae. The transcript is spliced from 7 exons. Bases 1 to 1578 code for a protein of 525 amino acids. The record is from RefSeq and is a predicted model, not a curated record.
AUGUUAUCUGGCCAGGUCUUACAUUGUUAUCUCCUUUUGCACGGUAGAUUGUCCUCUCACGUAAUAACGGUCGCCGAAGCCAAACGCCUGGCUAUCCUCGGUGCGAUCCCCGAGAAAUGGCAAAUCCGAGAACGCAUCCUCCCAGCUGUCGAGUUGCCCGAUAUCACAGGUAACUACAUUCAGGGAUUCCUUAUCCCCAACGAGAUAGAAAUUAUGAAGGCCGAUGCUGUUCCGAUAACGAAACAGACCGCCUCUGGAAAUUGGAGCGCGGUGGAGGUGACAGAAGCGUUUUGUCACAGGGCGGCGAUUGCUCAUCAACAUGUUAAUUGCUUGCAUGAGGUGUUUUUCGAAGAUGCCAUGCAAGUCGCGAAGGAGCUUGAUGCAUAUCUCAGCGCAACGGGAAAGCCCAUGGGUCCCCUGCAUGGCGGCAUUGAGACUACUAUGGGCUACGUGGGUUGGGUCGGAACUUUCGAAGACAAAAAGGACGACCUUCGCGCUAAAGUGAUUGAAGGCAAGCUCGUACGUGAACUCCGCCGCGCCGGAGCAACAGUCUUCUGCAAAACAAGCGUACCCUUAACUUUGAUGGCGGGAGAGACUGCCAAUAACAUCAUCGGGUAUACGUGGAAUCCCAAAACCCGACGACUCUCCAGUAGGGGAAGCCCCGGCGGAGAGGGAGCUCGGAUUGCGCUUCGAGGGUCGCCUGCCGGUAUACGGGUUCCGGCUGCUUUCAAUGGUAUUUUCGGUCUCCAUCUAUCCGCGGGAAGAAUGCCGUAUGAAGGAGCCGCGAAUUCCAUAGAUGGCCAAAACACGAUCUUGUCCGUGGUCGGGCCUAUGCGGACAAGUAUCGGGUCGCUGAAGCUGCUUUUCAAGGCUAUUCUUUCCCAAGAGCCUUGGUUCCAUGAUCCCCUUGUACUGGUAAUGCCAUGGAGUGAUGAUAUUGAGAUGCAGACACAAAGGCUGAUCAAGGCAUCAGUUAAAGAUCCUUCACUUCUGACAUUUGCUAUUAUGCGCCACGAUAGCGUCGUGCAGCCUCAUUCACCUGAUAAAGCCUACAACAUCGACGGCGGCGAUGGUUUGACCGGUCAAAUUGCUUUAUCGGGUGAAGGAACGAUCCCACAAUGCUUCAUACAAACAGACAAGCACUGGAAGGCCAGGGAUAUAGCUGCAUUAAAUGUGCAGAAACGUCUCUACCAGAAAAUGUAUAUGGAAUACUGGAAUAAAAAUGACCGGCUGACCGGGACUGGGCGCCCUGUUGAUGCUAUCAUUUGUCCAGUGGCACCUCAUGCUGCUGUGAUUCCCAGGAGGUAUCGCCACGUUGGGUACACUAGCUUCGUGAACGUCUUGGACUACACAAGUGCAGUUAUUCCUGUUACGAAUGCCGGCAAGGCGAUGUGUAGGAUUGAUACUCAUAUGAAUUAUCUCAGCGAAACACAUGAACAAGUACAGUCGGAGUAUGAUGCUGAAAUCUAUCACGGUGCCCCAGUGGGGAUUCAGCUCAUUGGAAGACGGUUAGAGGAGGAAAUGAUUCUUACGCUGGCUGAAUUUAUCAGCCGUGAGCUCGAAAAUGUAUUGAAAUAG